UUGGAUGCUGUCAGGGAACAACAAGAGGAAUUGAUGCGACUGCAUUUUGAGUUGGAUAAUAAAAUGCAGGGCACAACUGGUCCUAUCUCAGGUCGUAAUCGACAGCAAGCACGACGUUUAUUAAUGGAGGAAGGGAGGAAGACGUCAAAAUCGAACUUGUCGACUCUGGUGAACAAAUUGGAGGCUCUGAGUCACUCAAUGUAUGUUCAGCUUCUGGAUUUUCAACGUGUUUUCCCUUCUCUUUUGUAG
Messenger RNA from Hydatigera taeniaeformis, 249 nucleotides. NCBI's taxonomy places the organism in Eukaryota, Metazoa, Platyhelminthes, Cestoda, Cyclophyllidea, Taeniidae. The record is from the annotation of a GenBank genome assembly.